Branchiostoma floridae (Florida lancelet) is the source of this 3746-nucleotide messenger RNA. RefSeq lists its product as uncharacterized. The record is from RefSeq and is a predicted model, not a curated record. Gene Ontology annotation, biological process: positive regulation of extrinsic apoptotic signaling pathway; TRAIL-activated apoptotic signaling pathway. Bases 83 to 1996 code for a protein of 637 amino acids. Gene Ontology annotation, cellular component: cytoplasm; CD95 death-inducing signaling complex. Gene Ontology annotation, molecular function: caspase binding; death receptor binding. The transcript has 11 exons. Lineage: Eukaryota; Metazoa; Chordata; Leptocardii; Amphioxiformes; Branchiostomatidae.
UCCUUUCUUUCCUCCUUUCUUUCUUUCUUUCUUUCUUUCCUUCUUUCUUUCUUACUAGUACACACUGAUUGCAUUCUUCAGGAUGGUACAUGAAGAAGCUGAUGACCGGUUCUGGCUAGAUCCGGCUGGUGAGCCGGACAGCGCCCACCAGACGUCAGUAGGGGUGUUAGUGGAGGAGAGGCUGACUGUGGACGAACGAAUCAGGUCCUACAACAGCCGCGUGAACGCUGCGAAUGAGCAGAAAUUUAUCAACUAUUGCAAGAAAAAGGAGGACUAUGGAAUGAUACCACCAGAACCAGCUGACAGCCCAGGUGACACAGUGGGUAGGGAAAGCAGAGAUACUGGAGAUACUGGCAGUUACGGACACCUCAAAGAAAUGGAGGCCCAGUUGUACCAGAUCAGCAAGGCUGUUGGUGAGGAAUGGACCCGGCUGGGACAGGAGCUGGGACUUGAAAAGUCCGUCCUGGACAAUAUUAUAGGUGACGACAACACCCAGAAGGCACUGCAGAUGCUGAAGGCCUGGCGCACCAAGACUCCCUACGGACCGCUCCACUACCUGUCGCAGCUGGAGGAGACACUCAAGAACAUCGGGAGACUGGAUCUGGCUACAACUGUACAGGAGGCAUACAAGGAAUACCAGAAUGGCGUGCAGCUAUCAGAGCUCAGUCCAAACUUGGAUGAAGACAAAAACUGGUCCCUACACCUGCCAGGUGAAGGGAAGUACAUGUGCAGACGGACUGGCCUGGGUGUGGUGACACCCUACCCACUAAACGUGACCUACAGGAGUGCGAACUGGUCCGACUACAGCUGGCCGCUGGAAGGGGAGGAGUGGAUGCCAGUGGGUCCGCUAUUUUCUAUCCAAUGUGAGGACGUGGAGGGGCCGGUGGACCUCCUACUACCACACGUGCUCGCGGAUAUAACAGAAGUCACAAGGCAAGACUUACACGUCGUACACGUGGUGGGAAAUUCCCCCGAGCUGCUGCCGGUUACAAAACUCACCUCUUCCCACGCGGUGACCAGGUUCAAGAAAGGAAGUGAUUUUGGGUUGGCCGGAAAGAAGGAAAAAGUACGGAGUGUCUCUAGGAAAGGCUUAUUCACGGCCUUUCGUUCCUUAGAGAGCUCCGGCAUUUCCAUACUGAACGUCUACAUCGUCUCCAACGAUAGGACCGUGCAAGCGACCAUUGAACAAGACGAGACGAAAUGGCAUUCAUCACACUGCCACACCAUGCCCUGCCAUCUGUACCAAGGCCGUAAAUACUACCUCAAGGGAGUGGUUACGAAUGGCGGAGAUGUGUCGGUGUCCGUAAAACCGGAGUACCUUAUCUUUGAGGAUACCCUGGACAAUAACAAAUUCUACGCACCGUUCCGCGUCGAAGUUAGCCAAGACAUCUGGAGCAGCAACACCUCACGGCUACAUUUGGAACUGCAGGAGGAGACCAACAACGACGAACGGAAACUGAUUUCAGAAGUGACGCUUGGGCACUACACGCCAAGCUGCACAGCAGAAGAAACUGACAGCGGUUUGUCGACACCAACAGAGCUGCUGGAGUCAGUGAAGAGGCGACUGCUGGAUACACCGAGUACUUCAGGUGGUGACAUCAGCACGGGAAGCCUGUCCAGGAAAAGAUCUACAAGUACCUCGUCAUCAUCUGCUCGAAUGAAAAAGAGAAAAGUAUCUAAACCUCUGCGAACAGACGAUGGAGCAGGUCCCAGUGGAAUGCAGACGGACUCGAGUGUAAAAGAUGACGUAAACGAUUACUUCGAGGACGUUGUUGAUGCAGUCAGCAACAAGUGGGACGACUUGGCGCGGAAGCUGGGGCUCACCAGAAACGAGAUCAAAGUUAUUGAAACCUCGGAGCGUGACAAUGACCACAGGUGCUGGGAAAUGCUUGAAAGGUGGAGACAAAGCAAAGGAAGAGAAGCUACCAGAGAGGUUUUGAGGCAGGCGCUCAUCGACAUUGGCGAACGGUUGACAGCAGAGAGGAUAUACUUAUAAGAUACGUAUCUGGGUUCUGUGUCGUAAGUAAAAGAUGGCAACUGAAUGAAUGAAUGAUUGAACUUUAUUGCUCAACAAUCACGCAAAUUAAAGUACAAUGUAUGGCAAUCAAUAACAACUGUUAGCUAUAUAGACAAUACUAUCAUGAGGUUAUUACUUGUGGCUCCUUGUGAUGUGUGUGAAUUCAUCAUUGCAGUUAACUUUUUUUAUUCAUGUAGGGCAAGUUUUGCUCGGGAACAAAUACAGUACUUUGCAAUCAACCAACCCCAAAUGGACCUCCUUGCAUGUAGUUUGCCCGGCUAUAGGGUCCAAUAUUAUGAACAACUUCGAACACUUGUCCUGAAUUCCUGUGUUCAAUUUUAAUUUUCUCCUUUCAGUUAGGGGAUCGGACUUGCACCUCCCACAACUUUUGUUAAAGACAUCAUCAUUUGCUUCAUGCACAAUUAAGUUCAUCAUGUUUGUAUAGUCGCCAUAUUUCCUUACAAUUUUGUAUUUUUGUAUAAAUUGUUUACGUUUAUGUUUUUAUUUUUAUAUAUAGUGGUGACGCUAAUCAAGAGCGCCAUCACAACGUUUGUAAUAUCUUCCAAAUUUAACGCAAAAACAACUAGAAGCACAUGUGAAUGAUCUAAGAAAAAUUAGCGGUUCAUCGCUGGUUGAUGUGUACGUGUAACCUAGCUUAUACUUUUAGUGUUGAGAUUAGUAUUACUUAGUUGGUGUGAUGCCACUGAUGGUUUGCAUUUUGAUGUUGGAUGUGUUCACUUCUGUGAUUAAUGUUUCUGUCACAAUGUUUACAAGUUCUGAGAAAAUUUUUAUUGGAAUAAAGAAUGUUUGUAUCGGUACUCAAAAUUCCUUGUAAAUAUAAUCACCUGUUUAACAAUGCUUGGUUUGGUAAGGAGUAAUUAGAUUUUACAAAACAGGGCCUCAAGAUCCGUCAGUCCUCUCAUUAUGUUUAAAGGCAUCUGAAACGCCACUCGCCGCAACUCCCAUCCAUUCUAAUUAUGACCUAGAGUAUUUCCAGAUAGCACUCUGCCAUGCACUUCCUGGUCUAAAUUCCCUGUCACGCAUAGUUGAACCCUUCCUAGACCAUGGUUGACAGUGAUUGGUCUUCGAGGUCGUCUACGUGUCGGCGCGGCCAGCUGAAUGUUUCAAAAUGUUUAAAACGUCCUACAUUGAAAUGGAGGUCUUGCAGGGAUCGUGAUUAUGGUGUGUUACGCCGAACGGCGGUUAUACCGGCUAUACAGAUACAGAUACAGAUUAUGAACUGGUUUGAAGUAAGUCUGCAGUGGUUGUGGCGUUGUUAGGACACAAUUAUUGACAAUUGUACAUUGAGGUAGAUACUUGUUCCCACUUCUGUAGAUGCUACAUAUUAAAAUUAUGUCCAAUAUGUAGGCCUCCAGAUGGGGUUGGUUGUAGUAUUCGAUGACAUUUUCGUGACGAAAUGUGUUUUGAAAUAAUAUCUUUAAUCAAUAAACAUACUGUAUUUGACACUGUCCUUUAUUUGAAUGUUGCUAACUACCAUGUAAUAUGACGUCCAACGGUGUCUAUUUUGAAACAAUAUUUCUGAAAACUAGUACAGAGCUGAACAAUCGUUUGAAGACCUCAGACCCCCAUAUGAGUUUUUUAGAGUUCUUGCUUUAUCUCGUCUCACUUAAUAUUCAAAUCAGGCAGCAAGUAGCAUGCAAUCUAUUAAAAUGAUUAUCUUCUUUACUGAAAUUACACAUAUUGUAAAAAUAAAAGUCCUCGUGUUUUA